ACCAAGCAUCAUGGGGAAAACGCUGUUGCAAUUAUCUGUACGACAAAGAAAAUAACUUAUUUUGUGAUAGGAGUUGUAAAAGUUGGCUUUAUAUAACCAUAUAUUCCAUCAUGUAUCUGAUCUUCCUAAGUACGUAUACGCUGAUAUUCCUUUAUGGUUCUUUAUCAAUAAUCAAAUUCAUGGAUGACUAUCAAAUUAUUGACAAAGUUGAACUCUUAACCUAUUCAACCCACGGUAUCGGCUUAUCCGCUACUCCAACCUCAUUGAAUAACUUGCCUGUUAUUUGGUACAGAAAUGAUCCAAAAGAUUACGUGAAGUACGUUGACACGAUAACAGAUAUAAUUAAUAAAAGAAGAAAAAGAGAAAUUAAGAAUAUGACAGAGCUAGGACCAUGUGGUUCCUCUCCAUACGGAUAUGGGUAUAAACCUUGUAUCAUAUUAAGAAUAAAUAAACUACUCAAAUGGUCAGCAAAACCAAUGAGUGCAGAUAUAGCCAAAAAGCUUAAUGCUCCAAAAAAGGUGCAGGAAUGGAUGAAAGUGGAACAGAAAGUAUGGUUACACUGCGAUGGCAUUCACCCAUAUGAUAAGGAACAUCUGGGUAAAAUCAUGUAUUAUCCAGAUCCACCAGGUUUUGAUCCAAAUUUAUUUCCAUUGACCAAAAAUACAGAAUCUCCAUUAAUAGCUGUUCAGAUUUCUGACUUUACUUUCGGGAUAUCGCUGGCUUUAGAAUGCAAGCUAUGGCAUCAUGAAGGAGUAUCAACUAUUGAAUUCAUGUUAUACGUCACACCUAAGAAGAUCGAACAUUUAUAAGAAUUAAAAUGAACUGGAUUUUUGG
This is a messenger RNA of Nymphalis io (European peacock), 834 nucleotides long. RefSeq names its product sodium/potassium-transporting ATPase subunit beta-1-like. Lineage: Eukaryota; Metazoa; Arthropoda; Insecta; Lepidoptera; Nymphalidae. Gene Ontology annotation, molecular function: ATPase activator activity. Gene Ontology annotation, biological process: sodium ion export across plasma membrane; intracellular potassium ion homeostasis; potassium ion import across plasma membrane. Bases 111 to 809 code for a protein of 232 amino acids. The record is from RefSeq and is a predicted model, not a curated record. Gene Ontology annotation, cellular component: sodium:potassium-exchanging ATPase complex. The transcript has a single exon.